This is a messenger RNA of Xiphias gladius (swordfish), 3714 nucleotides long. RefSeq names its product phosphatidylinositol 4,5-bisphosphate 3-kinase catalytic subunit alpha isoform-like. Lineage: Eukaryota; Metazoa; Chordata; Actinopteri; Istiophoriformes; Xiphiidae. Gene Ontology annotation, molecular function: 1-phosphatidylinositol-3-kinase activity; 1-phosphatidylinositol-4-phosphate 3-kinase activity. Gene Ontology annotation, biological process: phosphatidylinositol-3-phosphate biosynthetic process; cell migration; phosphatidylinositol-mediated signaling. Gene Ontology annotation, cellular component: phosphatidylinositol 3-kinase complex, class IB; cytoplasm; phosphatidylinositol 3-kinase complex, class IA. The record is from RefSeq and is a predicted model, not a curated record. The transcript has 26 exons. The coding region runs from base 407 to 3613 and encodes 1068 amino acids.
CCGACAUGCGGGGUCUGCCUUUGCUCUCUGUCGCUGCACGACUUCCAGCCCGAAACGCCAGAGGAUCUGUUGUCGGUGUGGAAUAACGGCUCCGGCGGUUCUGGCACAGGGGCUGACAGGCGACGGAUAGCUGCCUGCUUUGCCCGGCGCCGGGAGCCACCGACCGGCCGCUGGGAACCGGAGGGCUUGGGAGGCUAGUUAACUGGCAGUAGCCGGGGGAGAGCCCUUUCGGGCCAGCGUCCGAACACACCUCGCUGCGUUGACGCCGACUCUAAAGGUGACAGCGUGGCGAUGGAGUGAAAGAUGAAGGGUGGAACUGUCCCAUCAUCCAAAUAAGAGGACUUCUCUCUCUCAGGUUCUGCUCUGCAGCCUAACUGUGUGACUGAGCUGGGAGACGGAGAAGAAGAUGCCUCCCAGGCCGUCCUCAGGGGAGCUAUGGGGCAUCCACUUGAUGCCUCCAAGGAUCCUGGUGGACUGCCUGCUGCCCAAUGGGAUGAUUCUGACCCUGGAGUGUCUCCGUGAGGCCACGCUCAUCACCAUCAAACAUGAGCUGUUCAAGGAGGCCAGGAAAUAUCCCCUUCAUCACCUCCUACAGGAGGAGACAUCCUACAUCUUUGUCAGUGUUACACAGGAAGCAGAGCGGGAGGAGUUCUAUGAUGAAACUCGGAGGCUGUGUGACCUCCGACUCUUCCAGCCCUUCCUCAAGGUCAUUGAACCAGUUGGCAACAGAGAGGAAAAGAUCCUCAACAGAGAAAUUGGUUUUGCCAUUGGUAUGCCUGUGUGCGAGUUUGACCUUGUGAAGGACCCUGAGGUUCAGGACUUUAGGAGAAACAUCCUGAAUGUUUGUAAAGACUCUGUGGAGCUGAGGGAUGCCAGCGGGCCACACAGUAGAGCACUGUAUGUUUACCCACCCAAUGUAGAAUCCACACAGGAACUUCCUAAACACAUCUAUAGCAAACUGGACAAAGGUCAGAUUAUUGUUGUGAUUUGGGUGAUUGUUUCUCCGAACAAUGACAAACAAAAGUAUACACUGAAGAUCAACCACGACUGUGUGCCUGAACAGGUGAUUGCAGAGGCCAUUCGCAAGAAGACACGCAGCAUGCUGCUGUCCCCAGAGCAGCUAAAGAUGUGUGUUCAGGAGUACCAGGGUAAAUACAUCCUCAAAGUUUGUGGCUGUGAUGAGUACCUGCUGGAAAAGUACCCCAUCAGUCAGUAUAAGUAUAUCCGUAGUUGCAUCAUGCUGGGCAGGAUGCCUAACCUGAUGCUAAUGGCUAAGGACAGCCUGUACACGCAGUUGCCUACAGAUAACUUUGUCAUGCCGUCAUACUCUCGACGGAUCUCCACAGCAACAUCCUAUAUGAACGGCGAGGCAGCUGCCAAGUCACUGUGGACCAUCAAUGGAACUCUGCGAAUAAGAAUCCUCUGUGCCACCUAUGUUAACGUCAAUAUACGGGACAUAGACAAGAUAUAUGUGAGGACAGGCAUUUACCAUGGAGGUGAACAGAUGUGUGACAAUGUCAACACCCAGAGAGUACCCUGCUCUAACCCCAGGUGGAAUGAGUGGCUCACCUAUGACAUGUACAUCCCAGACAUCCCCCGUGCUGCCAGACUCUGCCUCUCCAUCUGCUCUGUCAAGGGCAGGAAGGGAGCCAAGGAGGAGCACUGUCCAUUAGCUUGGGGUAAUGUCAACUUGUUUGACUACACUCACACUCUAGUGGCCAACAAGAUGGCUCUGAACCUCUGGCCUGUCCCUCAUGGCCUUGAAGACCUCCUCAACCCCAUAGGAGUCACUGGAUCAAACCCCAACAAGGAAACACCAUGUUUGGAGUUGGAGUUUGACCACUUUAGUAGUCCAGUCAAAUACCCAGAUAUGAAUGCAGUAGAGGAUCACGCAAAUUGGAUCAUCUCGAGGGAGCUGGGAUUUAACUACAACCUCUCUGGGCAGAGUAAUCGUGUGGCCAGAGAUCACGCCCUGACAGAGAGCGACACUGAGCAGCUGAGACAGCUGAGUAACAGGGACCCUCUGUCAGAUAUCACUGAGCAGGAGAAAGACUUCCUCUGGAGACACAGGCACUACUGCAUGAACAUCCCUGAGAUCCUUCCCAAGAUCCUUCUGGCUGUCAAAUGGAACUCCAGAGAUGAAGUAGCACAGAUGUACUGUCUGUUAAAGGAGUGGCCAUCUAUCCGUCCUGAGCAGGCCAUGGAGCUGUUGGACUGUAACUAUCCAGACCCCAUGGUCAGACACUUUGCUGUACGCUGCCUUGACAAAUACCUGACUGAUGACAAACUGUCCCAGUACCUGAUCCAGCUUGUGCAGGUAUUAAAAUACGAGCAAUAUCUUGACAAUCCACUGGCCCGCUUCCUCCUGAAAAAGGCCCUGACCAAUCAAAGGAUAGGACAUUUCUUCUUCUGGCAUCUCAAGUCGGAAAUGCACAAUAAAACUGUGAGCCAGAGGUUUGGGCUGCUGUUAGAGGCUUACUGCAGGGCUUGUGGCAUGUACCUCAAACACCUGAGCAGGCAGGUAGAGGCCAUGGAGAAGCUCAUAAACCUCACUGACAUCCUUAAACAGGAGAAAAAGGAUGAGACGCAGAAGGUCCAGAUGCGAUUUCUUGUGGACCAGAUGAAGAGACCAGACUACAUGGAUGCUCUGCAGAACUUCACCUCUCCUCUCAACCCUGCACACCAACUAGGAAACCUGAGGUUAGAUGAAUGCAGGAUCAUGUCAUCAGCAAAAAGGCCGUUGUGGCUGAACUGGGAGAAUCCUGACAUCAUGUCCGAGCUCCUCUUUCAGAACAACGAGAUAAUCUUCAAAAAUGGAGAUGAUUUACGCCAAGACAUGCUGACGUUGCAGAUUAUUAAAAUCAUGGAGAAUAUUUGGCAGAAUCAGGGACAGGACCUACGGAUGCUUCCCUAUGGCUGUCUGUCAUUAGGAGACUGCGUGGGUCUCAUUGAGGUGGUUCGCAGCUCCCACACCAUCAUGCAGAUUCAAUGUAAAGGAGGCUUGAAGGGGGCCCUGCAGUUCAACUCAAACACUCUGCAUCAGUGGCUCAAGGACAAGAACAAGGGCGAGAUGUAUGACAUGGCUGUGGAUCUGUUUACGAGGUCCUGUGCUGGCUACUGUGUAGCUACAUUUAUCCUUGGCAUAGGAGACAGGCACAACAGCAACAUUAUGGUGAAAGAUGAUGGACAGUUGUUUCAUAUAGAUUUUGGCCAUUUCCUGGAUCAUAAGAAGAAGAAAUUUGGCUACAAGAGAGAGCGAGUGCCCUUUGUACUGACGCAAGACUUCCUCAUCGUCAUCAGCAAGGGAUCCCAGGAGUGCACAAAGACCAAAGAGUUUGAGAGGUUCCAGGAGAUGUGUUAUAAAGCCUACCUGGCCAUCCGGCAGCAUGCUAACCUCUUCAUCAACCUGUUCUCCAUGAUGCUGGGCUCUGGUAUGCCUGAGCUGCAGUCAUUUGAUGACAUUGCCUACAUCAGGAAGACUCUGGCCCUGGAGAAAAGUGAGCAGGAGGCGUUGGACUACUUUAUGAAACAGAUGAACGAUGCUCACCAUGGAGGAUGGACCACUAAGAUGGACUGGAUAUUCCACACAAUUAGACAGCAUGCACUAAACUGAUCUUCUGCACACAAACAAAAAACACCAGUCCCACCAUGGAGUAUUUACUUCUGUCAGCCUGACGCAGCAUUAGUCUUUCAAGGAGUUUAGUUCUGUUACAG